AUGGCCGAAGCUGUGGUUUCCGCGGUGUUGGAUCAGUUGGUUUCGAUCAUUGGUCAACAGGUGAAGCAAGAGGUGAGACUGGUGAAGGGUGUCAAGAAAGAUGUUGCCAAGCUCAACAGCAACUUCCAAGCCAUUCAAGCUGUGGUUGAAGAUGCAGAGAAGAAACAGAUCAGCGAUGCAAGAGUCAGAGACUGGUUAGAAAAGCUCAAAGAUGUUUCCUAUGACAUGGACGAUGUGUUGGACGAUUGGAGCUCUGCAAUUUUAAAAUCGAAGAUUCAGCAGCAAGAACAAACAGGGGUUGGAAAUUAUCUUCCUGAUAAAGAUGGCAAUAAAAAGGUAUGUUUUCCUAUACCCACUUCUUCUCUCUGCUUUUUAAGAAGCCAAGUUAAGCGUAUGGGUAUGAAACGUGAAACUGCUAUUAGAAUCAGAGAACUGAAUGAAAAGCUUGAUGUCAUUGCGAUUGAAAAGGAGAAUUACAGUUUCAUCCAUACCAGAGCUGUAAAACAGCUUGAGAGACAAAAAACUACCUCAUUGGUGGAUGUGUCCCAAGUGUUUGGUCGAGAAAAUGAUGCCAAUAUUUUUAUAAACAUGUUGUUGGAAAAUGAUGAGGAUAAUCGAGGGCUCACUAUCAUCCCUAUUGUGGGGAUGGGAGGAAUAGGGAAAACCACCCUUGCCCAACUUGUAUUCAAUGACAGUAGGGUCAAAUCCCACUUUGAUAAGCAAAUUUGGGUUUGUGUUUCUGACCCUUUUGAUGAGAUCAAGAUUGGGAAAGCAAUAAUUGAAGCAUUCGAAAUGGAUGCCCGGAAUUUCGUAGAAUUGGAAAGUAUAGUACAGUGCAUUCAUAAAUGUAUCAGGGGAAAGAGGUUUCUUCUUGUCCUAGAUGAUGUAUGGACUGAAGACCAGGAAAAGUGGGAAAAUCUGAAGUAUCCUUUAACGGGUGAAGCAGGAAGUAGAAUUUUGGUGACCACACGAAAGAGGGAAGUUGCAAUCAUGAUGAGAGCUGAAACUCGGAUUAUGAACCUUGGUGUGUUGUCUGAAAAGGAUUCUUGGUUCUUGUUUAGUAAAUUCGCAUUGUUCGAUAGAGAUAUGGAAGAUUGCGAAGGAAUUGAAGAAAUUGGUACGGAGAUUGCUAGAAAAUGCAAAGGUUUGCCUCUCGCUAUAAAGAUUUUGGGAAGCCUGAUGCGUUUUAAGAGAAGUAAAACUCACUGGGAAGAAGUUUUGGACAAUGAACUUUGGAAAUUGGAAGAUGUUAAGAUCAAACUUUUUACCCCAUUGUUGCUAAGUUAUUAUGAUUUGCCUCCUCUGGAAAAACGUUGUUUCUCCUAUUGUUCCAUAUUUCCAAAGGACUAUGAUCUUGACAAAGAGAGAUUAAUUCAAAUGUGGAUGUCACAAGGUUAUUUAAGAGGCAAAGAAAGUCCAGAAAAAGCAGGUCAAGAUUGCUUCAAUAACUUAGCGAUGCGGUCCUUUUUUCAAGAUUUCCAAAAGAAUGAUGAAAGUAAUGAACUGCGCAAUGAUGGCAGUGUUGGACCAUGCAAGAUGCAUGACACAGUACAUGACUUUGCGCAGUUUUUAACUGAUACAGAAUGUUGUAUUAUGGAAAUCAAUGAAGUAAAAGAGGAAAAAGAGCAGCUCAACACAGUGUCUGGGUUCUCUUCAUUUCCAUCCCAGUCCCACUGCUUUGAUAAAAAGGUCCGCCAUUCUACCUUAGUGCUACCGAUGAAGGCAGAACUUCCUUCCUCAAUAUGUAAUGUUGCAAAACAUCUGCGAAGUCUAUUCAUUUUGUGCUCAAGAAAUGCCACUUUCAAUUUUGGUGUGUUGCUACCGCAUCUAACACGUCUUCGCACGUUAACUCUGAGUAGAUGUAACAUUAGCAUACUACCAGAGGAGAUUGGUCAAUUAGUCCAUUUGAGGUACCUUGACUUAUCCGGUAACCGUACUUUAGAGGAAUUGCCUAACAGCUUAUGCAAUUUAUGUAACUUACAAACUUUGCGAAUCUUUCGUUGCUCAAGAAUCCGUAGGCUGCCAGAAGAGUUGGGAAAGCUAGUCAAUUUAAGGCAUCUUCAUAAUGGUCAUUGUGGGUUACUACAGGGACUGCCAAAAGGAGUUGGGAGGCUAACUUGUCUUAAGACACUAGAAGACUUGGUUUUGCGCAGGAAUAUUAAUAAUGGAUAUUUUAGUAUAGGAGAUUUGAACAAGUUGAACAACCUUGAAGGUUGUAUUUCACUACGUUGGUGUGGAAGUUUAGAUGUGGGUGAGGCUGCGAAAGCAAAUCUCAAGAAUAAGAAGUAUGUUGUUUCUUUGGAGCUCGAUUUUGGUAUGACAUUUGAAGACACUAGAAAUAUCCAAGAUGAAAUUUUAAUUCUUGAAGCCUUGGAACCACAUCCAAACUUAUCAUAUUUAUCCAUUUCUAACUACAGAGGUGAAACCUUGUCUACUAGGUGGAUGUCCUUGUUAAUUAAUCUGACUGAGUUUCACCUUAAGGACUGUGAAAAUUGUGAGAGUCUACCUCCUUUGGGUCAGCUGCCCUCCCUUCAAUCGCUGGAGAUAUCUUAUAUGACCAGUGUGAAAAUGGUGGGUGCAGUGUUUUUGGGAACUGAAACUGAAGAUAACAAUGAAAUGAUCAUAUCUUCAAUUGUUUCAUUUCCAAAAUUGAAAAACCUCCGAUUUUCUCACAUGAAUCAAUGGAAAGAGUGGGAUGGGAGUGCGUUUGCAAGGAAAAAUACUAGUUUAAGAAUCAUGCCUAGUCUUUAUUCCUUGGAAAUUGAGAGCUGUGAUAGUCUAGAAGCAGUACCAGACUUCCUGCAGAGUACACCACUGCAGCAUUUAUCGAUCAAAUCAUGUCUAAUGCUAUCAGAUCGUUGCCAAAACGGUACAGGGAAGGAGUGGUUCAAGAUUUCUCACAUCCCAAACAUCAAAAUCAACUACCGUUAUGUGCAAAAGGAUAACUGUGUUUCGCAUGACAAUGAUGGCUCUGAUAACUCGCUAGAGUGA
This is a messenger RNA of Ziziphus jujuba (common jujube), 2991 nucleotides long. Its product is annotated as putative disease resistance protein RGA3. The record is from RefSeq and is a predicted model, not a curated record. The coding region runs from base 1 to 2991 and encodes 996 amino acids. Gene Ontology annotation, biological process: defense response to other organism. The transcript has a single exon. NCBI's taxonomy places the organism in Eukaryota, Viridiplantae, Streptophyta, Magnoliopsida, Rosales, Rhamnaceae. Gene Ontology annotation, molecular function: protein binding; ADP binding.